Messenger RNA from Sciurus carolinensis (gray squirrel), 2828 nucleotides. RefSeq names its product otopetrin 2 (gene Otop2). Lineage: Eukaryota; Metazoa; Chordata; Mammalia; Rodentia; Sciuridae. Gene Ontology annotation, molecular function: proton channel activity. Gene Ontology annotation, biological process: proton transmembrane transport. Gene Ontology annotation, cellular component: membrane. The transcript is spliced from 8 exons. The coding region runs from base 191 to 1891 and encodes 566 amino acids. The record is from RefSeq and is a predicted model, not a curated record.
UCCAGUCUUGCCUUGAGUCUGGCUGAGACCACAUCCAGGGGUCCGUGAAAGGGAAACAUCUAGAAAUUGACCUUGAGGAUGGGGAGCCUGUGGAUUCCUCUUGACCUCAGUCCUUCAGAAAUACGUGCUGGUGGGAAGAGGUGUGGAAGGGAAAAACACAAGGAACGGAGAAUGCCAGUUUGCAGAAAAGAUGGAUCAUGUGAGUGGGACUGAGAGGUUUAUGGAGCUGAGCUCCCGCUGCUGUAAAUCACCCUGUCCUCUUCGAUAUAAAGCACCCGUCCAUCCCGGCGUGGGAGAGAGGAGACGCUCGCUGCCCCCUGACCCCCAGUUCCGCGUGGGCUCCUGGCCCAGUCAGGUGGCAGUGUAUGACACCGACGUGUUUGCGCUGCUCACCGCCAUGAUGCUACUGACGGUACUCUGGAUCCUCUUCUACCUCCUGCGCACUGUGCGCUGCCCCGACGCAGUGCCCUACCGCGACACUCAUGCUGGCCCCAUCUGGCUCCGAGGUGGGUUGGUGCUAUUUGGAAUCUGCACCCUUGUCAUGGAUGUCUUCAAGACCGGCUACUACUCCAGUUUCUUUGAGUGCCAGUCAGCCAUCAAGAUCCUGCACCCCCUCAUCCAGGCUGUAUUUGUCAUUGUCCAGACUUACUUCCUCUGGGUCUCCGCUAAAGACUGCAUUCAUGUCCACCUGGAUCUGACUCGGUGUGGGCUCAUGUUCACACUCACCACCAACCUGGCCAUCUGGAUGGCGGCUGUGGUGGAUGAAUCCGUGCACCAGGCUCACUCCUACAGCAGUUCUCACGGCAACGGCAGCACCGGCCACACCCGCCUCGCCCCUGACCCGGAGCGUGCAGGCAGCACCGUCGGAGGAGACCCCUGCCCCUGCGACACGACCAUCUGCCAGAUCUUCCAGCAGGGGUACUUCUACCUGUAUCCUUUCAACAUCGAAUACAGCCUCUUCGCCUCCACCAUGCUCUACGUCAUGUGGAAGAAUGUGGGCAGGCUGCUGGCCUCCCCCAGUGGCCACAGCCACAGCCCAUCCCAUGUCAGCCUAUUCCGAGAGACGUUUUUUGCUGGCCCGAUCCUGGGCCUGAUGCUCUUCAUGGUGGGGCUGGCUGUCUUCAUCAUCUACGAGGUCCAAGUGAGUGGGGAGGCGGGCCGCACCCAGCAGGCCCUGGUCACCUACUACAGCUUCAACAUCGUCUGUCUGGGGCUCAUGACUUUGGUCAGCCUGAGUGGCUCAGUCAUCUACCGUUUUGACCGUCGGGUCAUGGACCACCAUAAGAACCCCACACGCACACUGGACGUGGGGCUGUUGAUGGGCGCCGCCCUGGGCCAGUAUGCUAUUUCCUACUACUCCAUUGUGGCUGUGGUGGUGGGCACGCCCAGGGACCUGCUGGGGGCACUGAACCUGACCCAUGCUCUGCUCAUGAUAGCCCAGCACACCUUCCAGAACGUGUUCAUCAUUGAGAGCCUCCACCGGGGACCACCUGGGGCUGAACUUCACGAAACCCUCCCCAAAGAGCCCUGCCAAGGCCUUACCUUUGCCAACCUGGAUGCCCUCCACACCUUGCCUGCCUGCCCACCCACCCCAGGGCUGGUCAGCCCCAGCCCAGAUGGCCCUCAGGAAGCAGAGGCCACCAUCUUGGUCCCUAGGGGCCACUGGAGACGCCGGUGCCUCAAAGACAUCUCUCUGUUUCUCCUGCUCUGCAAUGUCAUUCUGUGGAUCAUGCCAGCCUUCGGGGCCCGUCCUCACUUCAGCAACACUGUGGAGGUGGACUUCUACGGCUACUCUCUCUGGGCGGCCAUCGUCAACAUCUGCCUGCCUUUUGGAAUCUUCUACCGCAUGCAUGCUGUCUCCAGCCUACUGGAGGUCUACGUGCUGUCCUGAAGCCUUGGACGGAGCCUUGGGGGCUGGGGAUCAGCUCACAUGUCCAGAGUUCCUCUGGGUAGCAACUCCAGGGUGGGAGUCACAGUGCUACAUUGCCACUGGUCCCCACUGGCCCCAGAGUGAAAUUUUCACAAAAAUUUAUUUUUCCAGGAUGAGUUUUUAAACCAUAACCAGGACAUGCCCACUCACCCCUGGCAUGACCCUAGGACAUGGGGCAGAGGUGGCAGAGGGGCCUUUCUCUGCAGCAGUCCUAGGAUCAGGCAGGAUCUGGAAGUACCAGCUCUGGCUCCAUCGCUAAUCCCAGCCUGUGGCCUGGCCAGUACACUGUCUGGAGCUGGGAACCAAUAAACCUGCCAUUUACCCCUGUCACCCACUUCUUGUCUCAGCUGCCCCAUCUGAAGUUGUCACAGGAGGGAAACUUUGGCAGGGAGAGCUGGAAAAAACAAGAUUUGCAGGCCUCAAACUUUUCAGUGGAUGAGUUGCUGGCCAUCUAAGCAGUAGAUAACUGGGGGGGGGGGGGGUUUGGAAGGAGUUCCCAAGCUGCCACCUUCCUCUUUUCUUUAUCUUCAGGUGACAUACACAUGUAAUACUAUUUUUAUGUGCCUCAUGCCACAAGAAAGGUUAGCCAGGACUUAGUCCAAUGUCCACAUUUUACAAAGAAGGAAACUGAGGCCCAGAGAGGUAAGAUGAAUUGACCAAGGUUGCAUAGGGAGUCAAAGCCUUUCUACUAAGAAUAAUAAUUUUCAAACUAUUUUCAGGCAGCAGAUCUUUAUAUUAAUAUAUUUUUAAUUGGCACAUAGGAUUGUAUGUAUUUGUUGGAUACAGUGUGGUAUUUCAGUACAUGUAUGUAAUGUGUCAUGAUCAGAUCAGGUAACUUGGCACAUCCAUCCUAUCAGACUUUAUCAUUUCUUUGUGUUGGGAACAUUCAAAAAACUCU